AUGACCAAUGAUUCCACGGACACAGCAGAAGACAUGGCGGCGUACAACACGUUCCUGAUGGGAGAAAACAUUUUUAUCGUGAUAUCUCAGAUUCUUUCGAUCACCGGAAACGGAUUUAUCAGUUAUUUGUUCCUAAAGUGGGUGCUGCAACCAAAUUAAGUUGAUUUUAGAAGAAAUAGACUGCGUAAGAUCCACGGCCUCCAAAUGCUCUGGAUGCUGAGCAUUACAGACUUAGUCUUUGCCAUCGCUGGUAAGUAAGCGUUAUGUUGGAAUGAGUGAUUCUGCAUGAAUGACAAAAAUUAUUUCCAAAACUUUAGUAUUUCCCUACAUGAUCUACUACAUAGCUUACUGGCAUCCAGACCGCCUGGACUAUGACGGAAUCCUCGUGGUAAAGCUUAGCUUACCUCUUACCCUGCAAUACAAAAUCACUUUAAUCAUUAGCCUUGGGAUUGCGCUAGAUCGCUGUCAGGUAAACAUUACUCGUUCCUUGGCAUUCCUCAAGCCGUUUUUUGACACUCCGAAUAACAAUAAAUUCUUUCAGGCCCUGUUCUUCUCAACACGCUACCGGCAAAGGCAGAGCAACAAGAGUUAUGUUGCGUCAACAAUCCUUAUUGGUGUUGGUUGGGGAACCUUUGACUGCAUUCUCGAGCUAAGUAUGGAUCCCGUCCAGCAUAACCCUGGCUGCGCUGCAGUCGGUUGCUUUAACAGCCUGGAUUACAGACGGUACUGGGGGACAAGCAAUAUGGCAAGCUUAACGUUUUAUUAGAUUUUUGCUUAGAAGAACCGCAACUUAACAAGAUUUUUUUUAGUUGUUAAGUCUGGUAAUGCUGCUGCUAACGCUGGUUUUGGGUGUCAAGUUGAAGAUGAUUACAUCCGCAAACACUAACGCCAUUCUUGUUAAAAGCAGCAACGAACGGGGCCAAAGACAGGUAUGUAGUCUUUGUUUUUUCAACCAAAAAAAACAUUACGUAGACCUUUGCGGAAAAACAUUUUUCGUAAGCUUGAUUAUAUUAUUCUUCGCGACAGUACUCCGAAAACCAAAUUCGUACUUUUAGGCGAACCGUCUAACGAUGGCGGUGAUAAUCAUCUCGGUUAUCUUUCACGCCAUCCCCAGCUCAUUAGUGGGCGUGGCGGAUUACUUCGGAGUCAACCUCUUCGCCAAGCUCGGGCCUUUCUACAUUGUCGGCCUGCUACUUGGCGGGGUCUGUAACUCCAUAGUCUACAUCACAUUACACAAUGAGCUGAGAAUGGCAACGAUUAACACGUUCACACGACAAAAGGAGGUGGCAACUUCAAUGCUAACAAACUCAAAAAGCCAGAUAACCAGAAUACCCACAAUGACGGCUACCUAG
Bursaphelenchus xylophilus (pine wood nematode) is the source of this 1352-nucleotide messenger RNA. Lineage: Eukaryota; Metazoa; Nematoda; Chromadorea; Rhabditida; Aphelenchoididae. The record is from the annotation of a GenBank genome assembly.